Penicillium argentinense is the source of this 1707-nucleotide messenger RNA. RefSeq names its product tRNA-dihydrouridine synthase family protein. The transcript has 2 exons. Lineage: Eukaryota; Fungi; Ascomycota; Eurotiomycetes; Eurotiales; Aspergillaceae. The annotation marks the transcript as partial. The record is from RefSeq and is a predicted model, not a curated record. Gene Ontology annotation, biological process: tRNA processing. Gene Ontology annotation, molecular function: flavin adenine dinucleotide binding; tRNA dihydrouridine synthase activity.
AUUUCGGCUCCAACAGUCAAAAUAGGCCUCACGAAGACGUUCUCCCCUUGUCUGGGGCGCUCACUCCUGAGACUAUCCAGACUACAGCUCAGAAUGGCGUCCGAUAGCACUCAGGUAAAGGCGCCAAACGGCGCCGAGCAGCCCUCCGCAGCGGCCCCCCACAAGAAACUACUGGGCCGACAGUUCUACGAAAGCAUUGGAAGUCCUAAGUACAUUGUUGCUCCGAUGGUGGAUCGGUCUGAGUUUGCCUGGCGCAUGCUCACUCGAUCAUUCAUGCCCGAGGAAGAAGCGAAGUCGGUCCUCGCAUACUCCCCAAUGUAUCACGCGCGUCUCUUCGGUGAACAAGAAAGAGUGCGCUCGGGUAGUUUUCAACCCACGCGGGCGGCCAUUGGCGACUCGAACAAAAAGGAUGAACUUUUCCUCGAUGGAAACCCUGCCUUCGACCGACCCCUCUUCGUUCAGUUUUGCGCGAAUGACCCGAAUGAGUUUCUGGAGGCUGCGAAGCAUGUCGCACCAUACUGCGAUGCCGUUGAUUUGAACCUUGGCUGCCCGCAGGGCAUUGCGCGGAAGGGUCACUACGGAGCUUUCCUUCAAGAGGAUUGGGACUUGAUCUAUAAACUGAUCAACAAGCUGUCAACUGAGCUUUCGGUGCCUGUUACGGCCAAGUUCCGCAUUCAGGAGACCAAGGAGAAGACACUGGAGUAUGCGAAGAUGAUCUUGUCUGCUGGCGCAAACAUUAUCACAGUCCACGGACGUCGGCGAGAGCAAAAGGGUCAUGAAACAGGACUUGCAGACUGGGACCACAUCCGCUAUCUGCGCGAUAAUCUGCCUUCGGAGACUGUCAUCUUUGCCAAUGGCAAUAUAUUGAACCAUGAUGACAUCCAGCGUUGCCUCGACGCGACCGGUGCCGACGGAGUUAUGAGUGCGGAAGGCAAUCUUUCUGAUCCUACCAUCUUCAGCAAGCCACCACCUGUUGGUAGUGAAGGACGAGACUACUGGCGAGGCCGCGACGGAAAGGGUGGAUACCGCAUUGAUGCCAUCUUGCGCAGAUACCUCGACAUCAUCUAUAAAUACGUUCUUGAGCAACCAGUUCCUGAACGAAAACCUCUCUUCCUCCCAUCUGACCCGGUGGAUGAGGCGGAAGAGGCAAAGGAAGCCGCCGAGCAGGCUGGCGAGGAAGAAAAAGACGGCCCACCCAAGAAGAAGCAAAAACGCGACAAGAUCAAGCGACCAAACUCGCCCAACCUGGGUUUCAUGCAGGGCCACCUUUUCCAAGUUCUCCGACCCAUGGUCGGAACUCAUACGAAUGUCCGCGAUGCCCUCGCUCGAUCGCGACCUGGAGAUAUGCCAGCUUUCGAGCACGUUCUCACUCUGAUUGAGCGGGCUAUCAAAACUGCCCUGAAAGAAUAUGAACAAACCCCCGAGAAAUUCGAGAAAAGUCCGGAUGAGACUUUGACGGGAUCUAAGGCUACCAUUGCUGAGUAUGGGCGGCCUUGGUGGGUUUGCCAGCCUUAUAUUCGACCCCUUCCCGAGGAGGCUAGAGAGAAUGGCGCUCUGACUGUCAAGGGAACCGCGCGUGGACCAAAGGAAAAGACAGAGAAAAAGGAAUCGACAGAGACGAACACGCCAACAUCCGAGGGGGCCAACACACCUGCCAAUGACACGCCGUCCUCGACCAUCCCACCGGAUCCCCUGGUCAGUGGAUAG